Penicillium coprophilum is the source of this 645-nucleotide messenger RNA. RefSeq names its product carbonic anhydrase. Gene Ontology annotation, molecular function: carbonate dehydratase activity; zinc ion binding. Gene Ontology annotation, biological process: cellular response to carbon dioxide; cellular response to oxidative stress; carbon utilization. Gene Ontology annotation, cellular component: cytoplasm. Bases 1 to 645 code for a protein of 214 amino acids. The transcript has 2 exons. NCBI's taxonomy places the organism in Eukaryota, Fungi, Ascomycota, Eurotiomycetes, Eurotiales, Aspergillaceae. The record is from RefSeq and is a predicted model, not a curated record.
AUGCUGCGAGACUCACCAGAUCGUUAUGCAACAGGCCUGCGCCUGAACAAGGAAUGGGCAGCACAGACAGCCCGCGACCACCCUAAACUCUUCCCUACCCUCGCCUCGGGCCAGACACCGCAGAUUCUCUGGAUCGGAUGCUCCGACUCUCGCUGUCCGGAAACCACCUUUUUGGGCCUCGAGCCCGGUGAUGUCUUCGUGCAUCGCAACAUCGCCAAUAUCCUUCACCCCGGCGAUCUCAGCUCCUCCGCCGUUAUCCAAUACGCCGUGCAAAACCUGCGCGUCAACCACGUCGUGGUGUGCGGUCACACUGCCUGCGGUGGCGUGGCGGCUGCGUUGGGCAACAAGAACCUGGGUAUUCUGGACCCAUGGCUGUUUCCCCUUCGCCAGCUGCGGGAGCGUAAUCUUAAGCUUCUUCAGUCAAUACCAACUGACGAGGCAGCCUCGAGACUGGCUGAGUUGAACGUUCGCGAGGGCUUGAACAUCGUCAAACAGAAGAGUGUUGUGUUGAAUGCGAUCCGGGAGCGGGGACUCCAGGUACAUGGUUUGAUUUACGACGUUGGAUCGGGUGUGCUCAGUGAGCUGGACACGGAGGAUUCGGAGGAGGUUAUUAGGGCUCGUUUGACGGCUUUCCAAACGGAGUGA